Messenger RNA from Nicotiana attenuata, 1083 nucleotides. RefSeq lists its product as uncharacterized. Gene Ontology annotation, cellular component: plasma membrane. The transcript has 2 exons. The coding region runs from base 1 to 1083 and encodes 360 amino acids. NCBI's taxonomy places the organism in Eukaryota, Viridiplantae, Streptophyta, Magnoliopsida, Solanales, Solanaceae. The record is from RefSeq and is a predicted model, not a curated record.
AUGAAAAGCAAGAAUAAAGAGCCCUCAACUAAAAGAGAAGAGGUGACUACUGGUGAAGCCAAAGCUGUUAGUAAUGAGGUACAACCCAACGCGCAUAAAUCUUAUGGAGGGAAUAUUACGUCUUAUGGCAAGAAACUUCAGAAAAACAGGUUGAAGGGGAAUGGGGGUGACAAUGGGGAGGAAGCCUUCAUCACUGUGGAACCCACAAAGUUUAAGAGACUGGGUGAGAAGACGACAUUAAGAUCAGAUUUGGCCACUGCACUAGAUAUUCGAGGUUUUCAGAGGAUUACUCGAUUUAAUCAUUGUGAUGUUGAUCAGAUAAAGAAGGAAAUUAGUGAAAAUGAUAUACCGGUGUCUUAUUCUGGAGGUGGUGUGCCUGAAAAGUCUAUACGUAAGGCUUCACUGGAGGAGAUUCUGUGCAGAUUGCUUAGUUUCUUGAAGCCAGAAACUUUCGUCGGAGCUGUUAAAGCCAUUAACCAGAAAAUCCUCUCUGUUUUAGACGAGUCAGAAUCGGGUAGGGUGGAUGUGGGCAUGUUUUUUGCUGUUAUUGCCCCUAUCUGUGGAGGACCACCAGACAAACGGAAACGCUUUGCAUAUGAGGCUCUUUUGUGGCGACCCGUGAAUGAGGGCAGCAACCAGAUAAGGAAAACUGAUGCUCAGAGGUAUAUCAAGCUUUUAAGAGCUAUUUAUAUUCCUUCACACGGAACGAGUGAAAUGCUAGAAAUUCAUGGGGAUACGGACACAUCAUUGGUGUCUUUAGCAGAAUUCCUUGUGAUGUUUGAUGAUCCUGAUUGGGGUUUUGGCAUUAUGUCUACUUUGUUGAAGCUUGAAAUCGGGGAUAGGAACCGUCAUGGUAGCCAUGUUUGUGCAACUUGCCGCUAUCCUAUCAUUGGGCCUCGCUUUAAAGAGAUGAAAUCACAUUUUAGCUUGUGUGGUCAAUGUUACAGUGAAGGAAAAGUACCUCCAAGCUAUAAGCAGGAAGCGUACAAAUUUAAAGAGUACGCAAAUGAAGCUGAGGCGUUGAAAGAUAAGUGCUUGUGGUUUGGUUUGCAUUCUAAAGGCUCCUCACCUACUGCUGCUUAG